AUGACUUCAAAUCAGGAAAGCUCCGGGCUGCUUGAACCAGCGCCUAGCGUAUCGCCUCCAGAGAAAAGGCCAGGCCUACUAAGUCGAAUGAAGUUUAGGAUGACGGUCGACAAAACUGCAUUCUUCACAUUAGUCAGAACCGGAGCAAUCGAUUCACUCAAAAACGAUCUGGAAAAAGGCGCCACGGUCAAUGCACAUGGCUCGGAGGGGCAAACGGCAUUGACACUAGCGACAUUAUAUGGCCAAGAAGAAGUGUUAUCUUUAUUACUCGAUUACAAGGCCAAGACAGAACUGAAGAAUAAGAAUGGGGAAACUGCCCUCUUUGUGGCUGUCGCGAAAGAAAAUGAGGACAUUCUCAAGUUACUUCUACUUCGCGGAGCAGAUCCAAAUGGUUCGAAUUCAAAAGAUGGUAAAUCACCUCUUGCACAAGCUAUUCUAUGUGGGAAUGUGAGCUUGACUGGUCUCCUCCUAAGCCAAGGAGCUACUCCCUAUGUGAUAUGCGUCAACGGUGAGCCUGCGCUUGUAUAUGCCGCUGAAAACGACCACAUCGAGAUCGCGCGGCUGCUGAUGGAUCAUGGAGUUCCAGCGGAUCAGCCUGGAAAUACCUCUAGGACCGCCCUCUCCAAGGCUGUGAUUUCCGGCAGUGUCGGGAUGGUCAAGCUCUUAAUGGAACAUGGAGCGAAUCCAAAUCGACAGGAUAGCUGGGGAGUGUCACCUAUGAUCAUCACUAUGCAAAAUCGGAAUAGAGAACUCAUGGAGAUUUUCUGCCAAUUCGGGCACGUUCCUCGUAAACCCGACUGGAUGUCUUCAGGAAGAAGUUCUGCUGCCUAUGGAUUUGCCGAUGUGAUGACUGGAAUGUCCUUGGCAUAG
Messenger RNA from Penicillium malachiteum, 870 nucleotides. Its product is annotated as ankyrin repeat domain-containing protein. Gene Ontology annotation, molecular function: protein binding. Lineage: Eukaryota; Fungi; Ascomycota; Eurotiomycetes; Eurotiales; Aspergillaceae. The record is from RefSeq and is a predicted model, not a curated record. Bases 1 to 870 code for a protein of 289 amino acids. The transcript has 2 exons.